Molecule: messenger RNA, 900 nt
Organism: Aspergillus tanneri
Lineage: Eukaryota; Fungi; Ascomycota; Eurotiomycetes; Eurotiales; Aspergillaceae
Product: Yip1 domain protein
Exons: 4
Coding region: 1-900 (299 amino acids)
Biological process (GO): endoplasmic reticulum to Golgi vesicle-mediated transport
Cellular component (GO): trans-Golgi network; membrane
Source: RefSeq, a predicted model, not a curated record
AUGGCCAGCGCAGCGUCACACUAUCCCCAUCGGCUCUCACAGGAUGAUGAGUCAAUCCUUGAUGACGAUAUCAUUGAAACAGAUGAUGCGAUCGAAGCCGACGACCCAUUACACGAUACAUCGGAUACUGCCCCGCUAAGAGGCAACAUUCAGGCCGAAUCUUCGAGUUCGCGAGGUGGCAACCUGUCCGGCAAUUACCUCACGUCGUCUAUUCCCGGCGAAGACCGUCGUGCAGCUCUCAAUACCAUCGACGAAAGUGUCUGGGACACCCUUUCGCGUGACCUGCUGGCAGUAUGGGAGAAAAUGCGCCAGGUGCUGUGGCCUAAAUAUCUCAUGGGCGGACUGCUGCAGCGCGGUGGAGGUGGCAUCGGUGCCGCGGAGCGUGGGGAGGCCACUGGAUUUGGUGGUGGUUUGAGGAAUCUGGCGGGGCGCUGGCCGGAUGCCGAUAUGGUACUCCAGGGUGGUAUGAGUGAAGGGCUGCGUGAUUGGGAUCUCUGGGGCCCUCUCAUCUUCUGCUUGCUUUUGAGCAUGUUUCUGGCGAUGCGCGCCAAAGGAGAUCAGUCCGACAUCGUCUUCUCGGGAGUGUUCUCAAUCGUGUGGAUUGGAGAAGCGGUUGUGACCCUGCAGAUUAAGCUACUGGGUGGAAAUAUCUCCUUUUUCCAGUCCGUUUGCAUCAUCGGCUACACUCUCUUUCCUCUCGUUAUCGCCGCCCUCCUCAGCGCCUUGGGCCUCCCGACUAUCGCCCGGAUACCGGUCUAUCUCGUUCUGAUCGCGUGGUCAUUGGCAGCGGGUGUUAGCAUUCUGGGAGGCUCAGGAGUCCUCCGGAACCGAGUCGGCAUCGCGGUUUACCCCCUGUUCGUGUUCUACAUUGCGAUUGGAUGCCUCUGUUUCAUUAGCUGA